This is a messenger RNA of Bradysia coprophila, 656 nucleotides long. RefSeq lists its product as uncharacterized. The record is from RefSeq and is a predicted model, not a curated record. Lineage: Eukaryota; Metazoa; Arthropoda; Insecta; Diptera; Sciaridae.
GUGCUCUUGUAUCUGUAAUUUGUUUUUAGUCUUGCCUUGCCUGUUGGCUGAAAAUUCUAAUCAAUCAACAAGUUUUCUUUGAAGAAAAUGAUUUUCGGAUAUUUCCUCAUAACAAUUACUUGUUGUGCAGCAAUUGCAACGUCAGCAAGCGUCGUUGAACAACAAACAUGCGAAUUAAACUUUGUUACCGAACUUGCUUCAAUACCCAAUCGAAUUCAGCAACUAGAAGAGAAGGCAGCUGCACUUGAAUUGAAAUUAACAAAAUUGGAAACCAUUACAACUCAACUGGGCGCUCAAACAUCACAAUUAGAAGCAAAAUCUGUACAAGUCGACGCAGCAAUAAAGGACUUGACCAACCUUGUCAAUGAUAUCAGAGCCAAAGCAAUUACCAACAUUCGUCUAGGUGAUCUUCAAACAGCAAACGUAUUUGGUGACCUUGGCUAUGAAGACUCAUACGGUUUUGUGUUGACAAGUGCUGCUAAUUUCAAUAAAGACAAUUAUCUCGAUUAUGUUCGACGACGGAAGAUCGAGAAAUUCGUGAAUGGGAAAUGGGUUUCCAUUUAAAAGACAACGAAACAUAAAUGUAUGUGUUUUUUCCUUAGAUUUCUCUAAGGUUUUUUCCACUUUUUUCGUUUUCUUUGUUAUUCAAGAUAUGA